AUGGGAAGUUGUGAAGAGGUUAGACGGAUUCUAAGUCAGUGGAGGCCAUCCUACCCUGAUUGUGACGAGAAUGCCCCCGCGGAGUUGUUUGAUAGACAUCCUCUUUCUGCGAUGAUGAUCAGUGCUGACAGUGAAUGUGGAAGAAAAGAUAAUCUUGUACUUAUUCUAAAUUCUUGGAAAUCCGAAUGGUAUCGAGAAGGAGUUCAGGUGCCUGUGAAAGAUGCUAGUCAUCAACCGCGACCUGUCUAUAAGAAACUUGAUGUUUCAUGCCCAAAGAGACGUUGUCCUCGAUUUGUGAUGCCUGAAAAACUUCGAGUUGAGUCCCCCGGUGAUAACUUUGACGAAAGGACGCAUAUAUUGGUUGAUAAGAAAAUAAAGACCGCUCCAUAUUACCAUGUCGAUGAUUUAGAUUACUCCUGGAUUUCAACAGUAAAUGAAGAAAGGGAAUGCUUAGGACAAGUACUUGUUGAAGACUGGAUGGUUGAGAAAGUUAUCAGUACUCUGGAGUAUCUUACUUAUGUUAAAAUGCGUGAGAAAAUUAAAGAGAUAGAUGUGCAGUCAUUGGAAUUUGAUGAAAAUGCUAGAUGUGACAUAUGCUUAUCGUUUGAAGGUGAGGAUGGAAACGAACUGGUCUUUUGUGACGGUUGCUUCUUGUGUGUUCAUCAGGCGUGUUAUGGCAUUCUUCAAAUUCCUGAAGGGUCGUGGAUGUGUCGUCAAUGUGAGGCAGGUGUCAAGUCGACUACCCCUUGCAGCUUAUGUCCGAAUACUGGAGGAGCUAUGAAACUAUCAGAUGACGGAAAGCGGUGGUGUCAUGUUAGCUGUGCACUGUGGGUUCCCGAAGUUGGAUUUGGUGACGUCGAAUUGAUGGAACCUAUCAUAAAACUAGACAGUAUACCACAAGCUAGACGAAAUCUUAUAUGUUCAAUAUGUCGUUCACGCUAUGGUGCGCCCGUGCAGUGCUCGAGUGUCAAGUGUAAAACAGCAUUCCAUGUCACAUGCGCAUUCCAAAGCAACCUCGUUAUGCGCCAAGAGCUUAUCGACAAAGACGUGCGCUUAGUAGGGUUGUGUUGGAAGCAUUCUCGAAAAGAGCAACAAUCAGCAACUCAUCAUUCUUCUGCUAGCUGUGAUUCAACUACCUUACGCAUCCCAAAUUCUCCUGUCAAGCUUAAUGAUAUAAAUCAAAAUGCUGCUAGUGGAAUACAACCAGUAGCCUUAACGCGUAAACAAAGAUUGCAUGAACUGGAGUGUAAUUUUCAUAAUUUAGUACAAGAGUCUCACUUAAAUAUUUGGCUAGAAAAUGAUUCCAUAAGAAUGCAUUUAGGAAAGUCAGCUGUUCUAAGUGAAAAUGAACACAAACGUAUUCCGAAUGAUAUUCGUGCAUCCAUCUUUGUUUAUUGGCGAUUAAAAAGGCGUGCUAACUUUAACCAACCACUGGUAAAUCCAAUUCCACUAACAUGGAAAGAAAGUGCCGACGAAGUAGCUGCUACAACCAAAGAAGAACUAGCCCGAGUAGAACGUGCUAAUUCUGAUAUGAAAGCUUUUGAAUCAUUCAAACGCAUUAGAUUUGGUCUUGACAGAGCUAGAUUAAUGACAGAUAUGGUCUUGCAAAGGGAACGACGAAAGUUAGCUUUGUUCAAAAGAAUGUGGCGUAUAUCUGAAAUUCAAUUGUCUGCACUUGGUAAACAAAACAGUCCAAUACCUAGCGAAUUACUCCGGAAUGCUCAUAUCGGUGAAUCUGUAUAUGAUAAUUGGGAAUUAUUUUUAGCCUAUAACAAUCCUUCCCGUCAAUGUGAUCAGAGUAAACACAUGUCCUACACUAAUCAGUCAAAUAGUGAAUCAAAAUCUUCGUCUGUCUGUCUUGUUAAUGAAAACAACACUGAUUCGUUACAGACUUCUCUACCUAGUACAACUAUAAACGAAAAUACUGAUUCAUUCAAUAUUAAUACCAUUCCUAAAAAAUAUCUAAUUGUUUCUGAUACAAUCAAGCAACGACUUCGUUCUGCAUUAACACUUGUAGCAGAAAAUUGUAAUAUGUGGAGAGCAGACAGACAUAUUGUAAGUCCAAAUCAUAAACGUAAAACAACGACUAACCAUUAUAUUAAAUCACAUAAAUCUCUUUCACUUAAUCGAUUUGAACAUUCACCUUCAAAAUCUCAUUGUUCUUCACCGUUAUCAUCAUCAACUAAAUUAAAUAAACCAUUAGAAAAUGAUAUGCCUAUUGUUCAAGUACAAUUAUCACCAAUUCCAGAUAGAUCACCACUUAUUGGUGUUAAAAAUGUCAAUAAUAAUACCACCACCAAUGAAUGUAUACCGGCUAAAAAACGAAAACAAAUGAACAAUUCUAGUUCAGUAUUUGAACAAUCACCACCUAGUCAUUCUAUUCCUGUUCUGACUAA
This is a messenger RNA of Schistosoma turkestanicum, 2396 nucleotides long. Lineage: Eukaryota; Metazoa; Platyhelminthes; Trematoda; Strigeidida; Schistosomatidae. The record is from the annotation of a GenBank genome assembly.